Messenger RNA from Candidula unifasciata, 864 nucleotides. The record is from the annotation of a GenBank genome assembly. NCBI's taxonomy places the organism in Eukaryota, Metazoa, Mollusca, Gastropoda, Stylommatophora, Geomitridae.
AUGCUCUGUUCGAAUCAAGAAGUAGCCCGGGCAAUCGCACUCUUGAUCGGCGUUUCAGUCAUAACUACCAUGAUGACUUUGCUAUCGCUUAGCAUGGGACGAGAACCAACACCCUUCUGGUCUUUACCAGUUAUCAACAAUCACAGUUUCGCUUACAUCCACAACGAUGUGGACUUCUGCACAAGAAACAAAAUAGAUAUUCUUCUAGUAGUGCCUUCUGCUGCAGCAAACUUCGUGAAGCGCCAAACGGCAAGAGAUGGUUCCAGAGGAGAAUAUGUUCAAAACGCAACGAACCAUGCAGCAAUGUUAUUUUUCCUAGGUAAGCCUUCGGUAAAUGAGAAUAUGACAACAAUCCAGCAAGAGAUCGAUCAAGAAGCAAAGGUAUUUGGAGAUAUAAUACAAGAGGAUUUUGAAGAUGUUUACAAAAACAACCGAUUAAAAUCUGUAGCAAUGUUGCGAUGGAUAAGCAAGUACUGCACCAGCGCUAAAUAUGUAAUUCGAACAGAUGACGACAUCGGCAUAAAUAUAUCUUCUUUGGUGCCAGUGUUAGAACGAACUGCUAGGAGUUUAGACAACUUUAUGAUAGGGCGUAAGCUAGUGAACGACGUUCCCGCUCGCGAUGUCAACAGCAAGUAUUAUAUGUCACUUAGGGAAUACCCCAAGCGUAAUUUACCCCCGUAUCUUCUGGGUGGACUUGUGGGGUAUCCAGCCAGCACGGCGAAACUUUUGUACGAGGCUGCCCUUAGGGUUAAACCAAUCUGGUUAGAGGAUGUUUACAUCAGUGGUAUGUGUGCUCCAUACGUCAAUGUCACCAUCCUAUCAGAUCCUGAAUUUACAUUUCAACAUAAAUCCCCUGCAUCAUAA